CCAUUUACAAAGUGCAGCGCUUCUCGCGCAUGCGCAGUCCGCAGUGUCUAGUCAUCUCCUGUACUGCGUCCGCAGUCUCUGGUCAUCUCCUGUACUGCGUCUCGCAGUCCUCUGGUCAUCUCCUGUACUGCGUCCGCAGUCUCUCCUGGUCAUCUCCUGUACUCCUGUACUGCGUCCGCAGUCUCUGGUCAUCCCCUGUACUGUCUGCAGUCUCUGGUCACCUCCUGUACUAUGUCCACAGUCUCUGGUCAUCUUCUGUACUAUUUUCUGCAGUCUCUGGUCAUUUCCUGUACUAUUUCUGCAGUCUCUGGUCAUCUCCUGUACUAUGUCCGCAGUCUCUGGUCAUCUCCUGUACUAUGUCCGCAGUCUCUGGUCAUCUCCUGUACUAUGUCCGCAGUCUCUGGUCAUCUCCUGUACUGUGUCCGCAGUCUCUGGUCCUUCUACUGUACUGUGUCCGCAGUCUUUGGUCAUCUCUAGUACGGUCUGCAGUCUCUGGUCAUCUCCUGUACUGUGUCCGCAGUGUCUGGUCACUUCCUGUACUAUGUCUGCAGUUCAUUGGU
Messenger RNA from Staurois parvus, 560 nucleotides. Lineage: Eukaryota; Metazoa; Chordata; Amphibia; Anura; Ranidae. The record is from the annotation of a GenBank genome assembly.